AUGGCGUCCUCGCAGUACACCCGCUUGCACUCCCCCCGUAUCGCGUCCCCAAGCGGAGACGACGAUUUGGGACGCACUGAGCACUACGUUGACCCCGCCGCCCAGAAGUCACCCCUCCGAGUCGAGACCCGCGCAACAGCGGAGAGAUCAUUCAGUGCAUACCCCGACGCGCCUCUAUCAUCUUCGCCGCCGUCCCCUGGCGGGCACACGUUUUCUUCCCCCCUUCUCCAUCCCGCACGCCAGGUCCAGCACCGUGAUACGGACAUCCCCGACAUAGAUCACCACCUUCAAGGACCCUCGAACGAAGGGGACUCGCGCAGGCACUACGUCGCAGACGUAAUUCUUUGCUGGCCCCUGGCUGAACAGGUCUUCGGACCGUUGCUGCAAGAGCCCGACUUCCCUGUCUUGUUUGGUAAGCAUAUGAUUCGCCACAACGUCAGCGAGGCACUCUGGACGGACAUUUGCUCAUACGUCGACAACAACCUGGAAAUACUCAAAUAUUUCUCAUUCUACUACAAUCCCUCCCAGCAAUCUCUCACUGUCAUGGCGCCUCUGGCGCUCCAUGAGCUGGUCACUGCCGCCAUCCUCAAGGCGGCACAAGACGGUCGUAUCGACGUCGACGACAACCAAACCCUAAUCAUUGAUCACAGCCGCGCGAUCAAAGACGCCGUGUCCCGCCACCAACCAGACGGUAUCGUGUGCGUCAAAUACAGCGUCGUCGUCAAGCCCGCCGAGGGAAAUCAACCACCGCGGAAGAUCCUCAAAACGGAUGACGUUAUUGUCGUCCAGAUCGGGGAUGCGGAGAGGAUCGACCACAUGCUCGAUCAGACGCAAAAGGGAAUGGUCGAGGCGGGGCCUGUGCUAUUCAUUGCCGUGAAGAUAACAGAGCAUAAGUACAUCGAACCGGAAGAUCCUCAGCCCGACGACGACGGCUUUAUUCCGGGUGCCGGAGCCGCCAACGACAUCAUAUGCACCGGGUACAAGCGCAAUGGCCGGGUGCUAAUCGGACGCCUCAGGGCGACCUUCUUCGCGUUUCUUGCUUCGGACUUGCCACGAAACCUGGCGACUCCGGUGUUGCUCGACUACAACGGCAAGAACCUGAUGCCCGCCGAGGAUCAGGUCGCAAACGAGGCUAACGAUAUCGACGAUGUCAAGCUCAUCUUAGACGACGACCGGGUAUUCGUAUGGCACGGGCCAGGGCCUAUGCCCAGCGUGGCCGCUGCUGGAUAG
Fomitopsis serialis is the source of this 1230-nucleotide messenger RNA. RefSeq lists its product as uncharacterized. The record is from RefSeq and is a predicted model, not a curated record. The coding region runs from base 1 to 1230 and encodes 409 amino acids. Lineage: Eukaryota; Fungi; Basidiomycota; Agaricomycetes; Polyporales; Fomitopsidaceae. The transcript has 8 exons.